Molecule: messenger RNA, 2126 nt
Organism: Engraulis encrasicolus (European anchovy)
Lineage: Eukaryota; Metazoa; Chordata; Actinopteri; Clupeiformes; Engraulidae
Gene: fgfr1op2
Product: FGFR1 oncogene partner 2
Exons: 6
Coding region: 101-754 (217 amino acids)
Biological process (GO): response to wounding
Source: RefSeq, a predicted model, not a curated record
UUUCGGUAUGACGUCUUCAGGAGUAACAACAGGAAGAGUGCAUCUUAUCUUUGCUAUGUAAAAACAAACUCUUCAAGUGUGUGGAUGUAUUGAAGUGGGAAUGGCGUGCACUCUUGAAAAAGUUUUGGCAGACGCCAAAUCCCUGGUGGAGCGUCUUCGGGACCAUGAUAAUGCGGCAGAGGUGUUAAUAGAACAGACAACAUCUCUGAACAAAAGGGUAGAGGCCAUGAAACAGUAUCAGGAAGAGAUCGAAGCCCUAAAUCUAGUGGCUAGGCAUCGGCCUCGCUCCACUCUAGUGAUGGGCAUACAGCAGGAAAACAGGCAAAUCAGGGAACUGCAGCAAGAAAACAAAGAGUUGCGUACGUCUCUGGAGGAGCACCAGUCGGCUCUGGAGUUGAUCAUGAGUAAGUACCGGGAGCAGGUGUUCAGGCUGCUGAUGGCCAGCAAGAAAGAGGACCCGGCCAUCGUCACCCAGAUCAAGGAGCAGCACACCAGCGAGAUGCAGGCGCACAUAGACAAGAUCAAUGAGAUGGCGAGUGUGAUGCGCAAAGCCAUCGAGGUCGAUGAGGGAAGACUAUGUGAAGACGAGGAGAGGAUAAAACAGCUGGAGCUGGAGAACGAGGGCCUGCGUGAGCUGCUGGGCAUCAGCCGCGAGGCCUUCCAGGGACUCAAGAGGGAGGAGACGCCGCAAGGGGACGGUGCGCUUCUGUCACCGCUGGUCACCAGUGCCGAUCUCAGCCUGAGGAAGAGCUAAAGACACGCCACCCAGGCACACCCACCCACCCACACCAGUCACCCAAGACACACCACCCACCCACCCCCACCGAGGAUGCUGGGACACUGGGGGAACCGCUGGGCGCUUCCCCCCUCCCUCUCCCUCUCCCUUCCUCCUCCUGGCCUCCUCUUGUUGCACCCCCUACCACCUGCCUCCUCCCCUACCUCCCCUUUUACAAAGACACUUUAUCAUAGGGGCAGCGAGUGCAUUUCCGCACUGGUAUAUAUAUAUAUAAAAAAAAGAACUCCUCCAGUCCAAGCCAGACCAGUAACAGUUCAGUCCUGCGAAAGGGAACUGGGGAGACUGGACCGCUUGUCUUCAUCCACACAAAGCCGCACCACAUCAACUUGCACAAUGCCAUGACAGAUGUCAACCAGCCAGCCAGCCAGCCAGCCUCCAGUUACAAAUAUGUCACCCGCCCCCCUCUCUCUCUCUCCUUUCCUCCCCUCCCCUCCCUCUCUCCUUUCCUCUCCUCCCCGCACUCUCUCCUUUCCUCUCCUCCCCGCACUCUCUUCUUUCCUCUCCUCCCCUCCCUCUCUUCUUUCCUCUCCUCCCCUCCCUCUCUCCUAUCCUUUCCUCCCUCCCCUCUCUCUAUCCUUUCCUUCCUCUUCACGCACAGUUCUCUUGCUCCUUCCAUCCCUUCCCCUCCCGUUCUUGCAUUCCUACUUCUGCUGUAUCGUAUGCAAGUAUCGGAAGGACUCGCUGGGGAGCUUGAAUUUCCGAUCUGCCUUGCCUAACGUGUUGGAGAGGGGAGGAUGGCUCGAGCCGAAUGUGGGCACGGGUUACUGAUCCCAAAGAAGAAAAAAAAAACAAGAAAAGAAAAAAACAAAGCUCAGUAAGAAUGUGACGCAAAGCACACCACAGGAUAUAUAUCUAUCUAUCCGUCAAUCAAUCAUUCACGCACCGCACGCACACAUUACACACACAUCCCUCGUGCAAGUGUCAGGCCUUAAACGAAAAUAAAUAUAUAUAUAAGUAUAUAUACUUUGCAAGAUUGUGAUUGUGGAGGCUAGUGUGUGGACACCACAGCACUGCAUGGACACUGUAGCCUCUCCGCCUCCUCCACUGCAAAAGCAUCCAUCUUAUGGAGCAAAAAAGAUUUGAUGAACAAUGGAUGGGUUACACUGUACGUGUGCAUCAUGCGUGCUGUAUUUCUGUUGAUAUGGGGCUCACCGAACAAAAAUGCACAGCAGACAACAUUGAUUUUUGUUGGGUUUUUUUGUUUCUUUGUUUGCUUUUGCUAAUUGUCAGGCAUGAUGCCUGUUUUUUUGUUUUGUUUGUGGUGAAAUGUAUGAGUUAUGUGAGUGAGUGAAAUUCUUGUUUGUCAAUAAAGCCUUGAAGGAUGAUGUUA